AACAACUUGCGGGCACCGCCUGCCGAACUCACAGCAGCAGUUCAUCUCGUCGCCGCAUCUCAUCUCCGCUUGGCUCAGGGGCGCGCACGGUGUCAACGUGCAGGCUUGCAGAUCUGAUCCUCGCAGUGUUGACUCCACGCACAGGCACUUGUUUCGUUUGCAUUUUUGCCGGCGAGACAACCCCUCUGCCGCCCACCCCCCCCUCCCCUCCCCUCGAUCCUGCCUUAUCGCCGUCUCUUAUCCUCCAGUCCUGCGCAACCGACACCGGCGGUGUUAUCGGACGCGCUGGAUGCCAGCUGAGCUCCUCGAACCGGCGUGAAUUUCUUCUUCUUCGUCUUCUUUUUUUUUCUUUUCUUUCUUUUCCCCUGUCUCCGCCUGCUUGUUGAGAACAAAACAAAAGCGGAACACAACGACAGCAACUGCAGCGACAAUGACAGACCCGGCGACCCAGGUCUCCUACCCCGUCCCGGAGCCGACCAUAGUGGAUGGCGCGGUGCGGAACGGCCGGUGCGCCCCGGACGGCUUCACCAACCACCAGCGAGCCAAGAGCCCCAGCCAGCAUGAGUCGUUCCCCACGGGCCAGGAGAUGAAAAUCACAGACAGCGCGGAGGGAGAAGGUCUCCUCGAGAGCAGCAUGCGCCUGAAGCCCCACGAGGCCCAGAGCUACAGGAAGAAGGCGCUGUGGGUGUCCGGGAUCUCCAUCGUGGUCACACUCAUACUGGCUGUGGCAGCAUUCACUGUAUCAUUCAUGAGACACAGCGCGUCAGCCUUUGGAUUUGCCUUUGAGGCCUCGCUGGACGUCUUGUCAUCAAUCAUCGUCCUCUGGCGCUACAGCAAUGCCGCGGCAGUGCACUCUGCGCAUAGGGAGUACAUAGCAUGUGUUGUCCUCGGGAUUGUGUUCAUCCUCUCGUCCUUCUGCAUCCUUGGAAAGGCCAUCCAUAAUGUGGCCACCAGGAUGCCACCAGAAGUGGAUGACUUCCUCUUCAGUGUGUCCAUUGUGAGCGGGUUCACAUGCACUUUGCUGGCUGUGGUCAAGUUCAUGUUGGGAAGAGUGCUGACCAGUCGGGCACUUAUCACUGAUGGGUUUAACUCUCUGGUUGGAGCUGUCAUGGGAUUCUCCAUACUGGUCAGUGCCGAAGUCUACAAGCACCAUCCUGAUGUCUGGUUCCUGGAUGGCUCCAUUGGGAUUCUCAUUAGCCUUAUCAUUUGUGCAUAUGGUGUCAAACUCCUGGUGGACAUGGUGCCCCGUGUGAGGCAGACGCGGAACUAUGAACGCUUUGAGUGAGAGACGUGUCCACAAGAAGAGGUCACACACACACACACAUAGACACACACUGCUUCCAAUCCUCUUCCCUGUCUUUCAUAGUUACUUACAUGUGAACUUCACCUACGCAUACAGACGGACGUUACAAACACAUACAAUCUGUAUACUCUGUAUUCAUAGUACAUUCAUACAUGCAGUCAUAACACACGCACACACACACACACACACACACACACACACACACACACACACACACACACACACACACACACAGAUGUCUGAGAGACUUCAAGGGAAGGUAAGAGGUCACAAUUAAAGACCUUUUCCGGGUGGUAAGACCUGUAAAAGAGCUUCAGUUCAAUUCUUCUUUUCCACUCGCCUUCACUUUUUAUCCAUGAAACCACGAGCCAAAAAUUACAGCUAGAAUAUGGAAAGGACUCCAGAACCAACCAGAGUUCUCAAUUUGCUCAGCUUGUACACACAGCAUGCGGUGCUAAGAUGCUGUGGAAAAACCUCCACUCCACGUCGAGCCCGCUAAUUUUAUUUAUUUAUUUAUUUAUUUCCUCAUUUUUGUAAUCAUCAUUAAGUAUGAGUGCUUGAUUGCUGGAACGCAGAGGAGAACCGCUCAGCACCUCACCUGCCUUCUCCCUUCAGUGCAGUGUACAGCCUAAUUUGUUCCUGAGAGAAACACCACUCUCUCUGAUAAGAGGCCAACGCUGAUCUCAAACCCUCACAACUAAAAUCCAGCAGACGUGAAGGCGACAGGAGUCGCUCAGGACAAAUAUUUGCCAGACUAUAGGAGGAAACUGGAGUGCUCGAAGCUGACCUUAUUUGACCUGUUGGUGUUACCUCCUACUGCACUGUACAGAGUGUGAUGUGUCCAAGCACAAAUUAGCAGACUCUUCACCAGUUGUUGCUGACGGUUGAGCACAGUAUCCACAAAAAAUUGUUUACAUACACACACAUAACCUGGUUAGAUUUUUUUUUUUCUUGAAACUUACAUUGACAAAAUGUUUUACCAGUUAAUAGCAAACGAUUUAGGAAUAUUAUAUAUGUUUUUUGUUUUAAACGGAGGGAUAGAAAAAGCAAUUGUCAAAUAUUGUGUUUUUUCUGUAUAAACCUUUCAGGCUUAUGGAUAUAAGAUCAGAUGAUUUUGUUAAUUCUAUUUAGCAAUAUAUCAUUCUUUGCUUUUCCCUGUUUCGACUGCGACUUUCAUGAAGGAAAGAUGAAACCUAAGACGAAUCCAAGCACAAUGACAAAGAUGAAGCAGCCUGUGGGAAUAUCAUUUAGACUGCAUAUCAUUUGCGGAGAUCUUGUUUUCUCCUGUGUCCUCUUUGUUCUGCAUGUUCCCAUUGUUAUCAUUCUUUAUAAUGUGAAAUGAACAGAAUGUAAAUAUAGAAAUCCCACCAUCUGUAAAUAUGUUUAUUAUACUGUUUGGGUGCAUCAGUAACAAAAGUCACAAAUAGUCAUAGUGAUAUAAGGCUGACAUAAACAGGCUUUUUGGCGUACACGGCUCAUAGUACAAGUACAAGAUGAUUGGUGUUGCAUAUGUUUACUCUUGUGUGCAUAUACUGUAAAUGUUGAUUUACAUAUAACUGUAUAUUACCAGUGAAAUGAAUCGACAAGUCUAACUGUAAGUCUUUUGCACUGUAAUUGGAAAUCUCAGACUGGAUGUAGUCGUGAUCUGUCAGUCCUGUCCAAGGCUCAGCUGUGUUUUCAAAUUUUCCCUCAUAUCACUUAUCAGAAGCCGUCAAGAAAAAAAGAAGAGUUUAUUACCAAGAGCGUGUGAAACUGUCCAAAGCCAAAGAAAUCAAUAUCAUUCGACUAAACUUGAGACCCUGGUGUCCCAAGUCUAGACAUGUGAUCAGCUAGAAUAUUUUUAGAGGAACAGUAAAUAUUUAAAUAGAUUGUGUGCAUCGUUGUCCUAUUGGAGGAUAUUUUUUCUAACAGAAGCCCCACGAAUGACUAAAUAGAUUCAUAAAUUUGAAUACAAUUCAUUGACUCAUUUAAAAAAAAAGGAAAAAUGGCAAAUUUAAAAUAUAUAUAUAUAUAUAAACUGAUAUAAUUAACUUCUUAUGCACUGACGGAUAUUGGAUGAGCUCUCACUUUCAUUUCCCUCAGUGAAGGGAAUGAUUCAGGUAAACCGUUGGAGGACUUGUUUCUUCUUGUGAAUGUGGAAACAUAGUGCUUGUCCGCCCCCUAAUGGUUUGGAAGCCACACGACAAGAGAGGCAAUUAGUAUUCAGUGCACCGGGUGCUGGGGAGCAAGUUUAAAUGUACCCCAGGCUGAAGACAGUUACAAGGUCAUGGACAGCGACUCUGAACGGGUCUGCAUCCAUUAUACACUGUAGCUACCAUUUCUGAGCUGACACGCUGGACAAGGUGCAACAUGAUAUGUAUUGUCUCAUAUUGUCAGGAUUAGCCAGAAACUGAAUGUGUGGAGCUCACGCCACUUCAACUCACCAACAGCACACUGAUUGGCAACGUUUUCCCCCCUCUCUCUGAUGCAUGGGCGACAAUCAUUACGACACCUUUUUACAAGCAAAGCACAGGCACAGAGCAAACUGUAAAGGUAUGCUUCACAAGCUCCACUGCCCAUAUGUUAAACUGUUGUGUUUGGAUAAACUGGAGACGAUUUCGAUCUGUCUUGGUGACAAAAUCCUUUCUACCUCUCUUCUCUGCACUUUGUUUUUGUUUUUUGGUGCCACUAAUCUUGCUCACUCCGUAGUGACGGGUGACCUGUGAUGCUGUUGCACUCAAUGUAAAUCACGCGAUCAAGUAAAUCAAGUGCGGCAGCUAUUAAAUGAAAAAACAAGGAGAGUAGGAUAAUUGUAAUCAUAUAAAUCACCACAGUUGCAUUUGUCUUACAUGCAAACUGCAUCCGCCCCCCUGCUUCAUGAAAUGUGUCAAACAUCUCUCCAUCACAAUGAGACUGUUCGAGAUUUGCGGGAAGAAAAAAUACCCACGUUCAUUUAUUUGUCGUUUGCACAAACUUCCCACCUCAAAUCAUUAUUCGACACCUGGUACAAAAUUUCGUCGUUUUGUUGGAGUGGCUCAGAAAUAAUUCAAAUUCUGCUGCUUGAUGAAUUGUGCCAAAUCACUGAGAACACAAGUCCACUCUUUUGACAUUUGUUUAAAUUUUUACUUAGAUGACGAAUGAACUGCUCCAGAAAAAGCAUUCAAUAUACUAGAUUCAAUAAAUCGAUUGUGAUAGCAAUACUAAACCACUUCUCUGUUACUAUAGGCUUUGCAUGGGCUUGUAAAAAUCCCUGACAGCUACAGUGGUUGCAUUGCAGCCGCACACAUGCGCACACACAGUUAGAGAUGCGUAUCUGAAAUGACAAUAACUCUGUGUAUUAUUUGUCUGUUUGUACAGUAACGAUAUCAGUGGUAUUACAGAUGAUGUAAAAACACCAUUUAUUUAUGUAAAAGAACCAUGAUAUCUCUUUGUCAUAGAGCAAACUUUUAUCGAUUAAUAAAGUUUUAUCCUGCUUAUUCAUCAA
Molecule: messenger RNA, 4766 nt
Organism: Scophthalmus maximus (turbot)
Lineage: Eukaryota; Metazoa; Chordata; Actinopteri; Pleuronectiformes; Scophthalmidae
Gene: tmem163a
Product: transmembrane protein 163a
Exons: 8
Coding region: 431-1285 (284 amino acids)
Cellular component (GO): synaptic vesicle membrane
Molecular function (GO): zinc ion binding
Source: RefSeq, a predicted model, not a curated record